UUCUAGAGAAGGGAACAGCUGCUGCUCGAUAAACUCCAGAUCCCUCCUAUCUAAGAGAACCGACUGUUGAUCAGCUCUGAUGGUAACUAAUGGUGAUGGUGAUUAUCUGAUAAAAAAGAUCCGUAAGGCAACAAGGCACAUAAUCAUAAUCACGUGACAGUACCGCAGUGGUUCCGCUACGCCAUUGCGGAGCUUCGAACUGAACAAUUUAUCUAUACCAUACUUAACUAUACAACAACUACAAUCACAAUCAUCUCUUCUACCAAGAUUUUCACCACAUUGAAAAGAGCCAUAUAUGAGAACAAGCGAUCAAUUUACCAAUUUGCAUAAUUAUCCAAUCCGCCAUCCCACACCCAUCUUUACUCAAACUCCGAGGUAGCUCUCGCGCGAGCUAACCUCUUUCUUGUCCGAUAAAUGAAUCAUGCCCCCUCCAACUCUCUCCUACGGACUCAACCUCCCGAACAAAAACAAGAACAAGGCGCCUUCACUGGGAAAGCCAAAUCUGGCAGCCGGCCAAAAGCGCAAGAAGACGAUUUUCGAUGACGAUUCAGAAGACGAAGCGAACGCGACAGGAGGUGGCGGCGAGGAUAUCUCCGGGGAAAUCGAGAUAACUACCCUUGGUGACGAGCCAUCAGCUCUCAAAGCGCCAAGUCGGAGUGAAACGAAGAAAUCUCUCUCCAGUGGACUUCCUCCUCCGUCGAAGCGCAAACCGGAGAGUGGGAAACCGACACUAAAACCCCUCAAGAACUCCCUUUUCGCUGACGACGACGACGAUGAUGACGAAGAUGGAGAAGGUGUGGCUGGUAAUGGAAAUAAUAAAAAAUCGAAAGUACGCGCGACUGGCACAGCUAAGGAUUACACCAAUUUGGCCGCUUUGCACAGUACGCGCAAGCAUGCGCAGACGGCGCAGGACCUGGAUCCGUCCAUCUACUCGUACGAUGCCAUCUACGAUAGUAUUCACAAGAAGCCAGAGAAGACUACCAGUGAUGCUCAGAGUUCGGGACCAAAGUACAUGACCUCCCUGAUGCGGAGCGCGGAGGUCCGUAAACGGGACCAGAUGCGAGCGCGGGACCGAAUGCUGGCCAAGGAGCGCGAAGCCGAAGGCGACGAAUUCGCCGACAAGGAGAAGUUCGUCACGGCAGCAUACAAGGCGCAGCAAGAAGAGAUCCGUCGACUGGAGGAGGAGGAAGCCCGGCGCGAGAAGGAGGAAGAGGAGCGGCGCAAGCGGGAAGGCGGUUCGGGCAUGGUCAGUUUCUAUCGCGACGUGUUGGCUCGCGGCGAGGAACGACACAGCGAAGCUGUGAAAGCAGCAGAAGAAGCGGCCCAGCGCGUCAAGGCUGGCGAAAUAACGGAAGACGAUAUCACCACAGACGCCACGCAGGAGAAAUCAGAAGCCCAACUGGCUGCCGAACUCAACGCGAAGGGCGCUCACAUCAUCGUCAACGACGAAGGCCAAGUCGUCGACAAGCGCCAACUCCUCACAGCCGGUCUCAACGUCGCUCCCAAACCGAAGCCGCCUCCUUCUUCCUCGACCGCUGCGCAGGCCGCCGCGGACGCCUCUCGUGCCCGUCCCGGCCAACGCCCCGUCUCCGAAGCCUACACUGCCCGCAACGCCCAGCGCGCACGCCAGACCGAAAUGGUCGCCGCACAGCUGGAAGAGCGCGCGCGGAAAGAGGCAGAGGCCGAAGAGGCACGACAGCGCGAAAUCGCAGAGCGCACCCGCAGUCGUAAGACGGAGAAGGACGUUUCAAGUGCGAAGGAGCGAUACCUGGCACGGAAGCGGGAAAGAGAAGAAGCCGCAAAGAAGGAGAAGGAGAACCAAAGCUAGAAUUGCUGAUGUCCGUCCCUGGACGGAUUAUGAUGAUGUUCAUUCAUAUGUUUGUAUUAUUGCAUAAGCGCCUCCCUGGAGAGGGGCAUUGGAGUUGGAAGGCGUAGGUUUUUCUAAUCGGUCUAACGAUUCUCUGACUAUCUAUCAGCGUAUACGUAUAUAAGUUAGUGUCGAGGAUGGUUUACAAUUACAUACAUGUACAGAGCAAAAUGAAAGAUGUCUAUUAGUCACGA
Messenger RNA from Paecilomyces variotii, 2061 nucleotides. RefSeq names its product coiled-coil domain-containing protein 55-domain containing protein. Lineage: Eukaryota; Fungi; Ascomycota; Eurotiomycetes; Eurotiales; Thermoascaceae. The record is from RefSeq and is a predicted model, not a curated record. The transcript has a single exon. Gene Ontology annotation, biological process: regulation of alternative mRNA splicing, via spliceosome. The coding region runs from base 422 to 1828 and encodes 468 amino acids.